AUUUGUUAGUUUUUAGCAAUCCAUAAUAUUAACCCUCCCCACCCUCGCGAUCCGUUGAUCAGGUAUUGCUGCCCGGAAUGUAUAUAUCCCAGCCCAUGUCGUGGCACAAAAUCAGCACAGACUCCGAAGAUGAUAUCCACGUGACCAAUGAAGCCUCCUUGGGAUCGGCCGAGUCCACGGUGGAAGAUGUGCCGGCGGACAUUGAUCAGGCGGUGGUGGGAACAGCUGAACUGACCACUGAACCUAUGGCCUUUCUGCAGGGAUUAAACUCCGAAAAUCUGAUGCAGUUCAGCCAGCAAUCCGUGCUGCGCGAGAUGAUGCUGCAGGACCUCCAGAGCCAGGUGAACACGCUGCCCAAGCUGGAGAACCACAACAUCGGUGGCUACAACUUCAGCAUGGUUCUGGACGAGCCGCCCAAGUCGCACUGGAUGUUCUCGGUGCCGCUGAACAAGCUCUACAUUCGCAUGGACAAGAUCUUCAAUGUGGACGUUCAGUUCAAGGCGAAGAUGCCCAUCCAGCCGCUCAAUCUGCGUGUCUUUCUCUGCUUCACCAAGGAUGUGAGCGGUCCGGUGCUGCGAUGCCAGAAUCACCUCAGCGUAGAGCCAGUGACCAGCCAGAACGCAAAGAUGCGCGAGAGUUUGCUGCGCUGCGAGAAUCCCAACAGCACGUACUGCGGAACCGCACAGGGCAAGGGCAUUUCGGAACGCUACUCCGUGCUGAUUCCCCUGACCAUUUGUCGCUCUGGCAACCGGAGCGGCGGCCACGUGCGCCAGACCCUGGCCUUCAAGUUUGUCUGCCAAAAUUCGUGCAUUGGUCGAAAGGAGACCUGCUUGGUCUUUUGUCUGGAGAACCCAAGUGGCGAUAUCCUGGGUCAGCAGGUUAUGGAAGUCAAAAUCUGCACGUGCCCGAAACGGGAUCGUAACCAAGACGAACGCCAACUGAAUGGCGUCAAGAAACGCAAGACCGUGGCGGACGCCACCGAUGAAGAUGAGCCGGAUGUAAAGCCAUCGAAGCUGCGUCGGCGCACAGGUUCGUAUAAGAAUGAUAUUAAAAAGGAGGAGACGGAGAGCAACGACAGCCACGAGGCCGACACCAUCACAGAUUGGAACGUGUCGCGCAAUAAGAACGGCGAGUACCGUCUGGCCAUUACCUGCCCCAAAAAGGAGUGUCUGCUGCAGAGCAUAGAGGGCAUGAUCAAGGAGGCGGCAGCUGAAGUGCUUCGCAAUCCCAACCAGGAGUCUCUUCGUCGCCAUGCCAAGAAGUUGUUGCACCUGAAGAACUGCGCCCAUGAGCUGCCAUGACUCGAGGGCUACUCUACGUUUCUACUACUCUAUUCCUAGAAUCAUCAGACACCUUGCAACUGCGAGGUAUAGGUAUACAUCUCUUCAGUUGUUUGCUUGUUAGGUGUUUAACAGUGAUAUUCCUAUACGAUUUUGGCAUGCGUGAAUAGGCCAGAAUGAAAAAUGUUUUAUAUUUUUGAUAAUAUUAUACUGAUGUUAACUACGAUUUAAAGGAGAUAUGUAAGUUAUGUGUAACACAAGAUUGAACUAUCCAUACUCUGUACAAAUAAGCCAAAAGUUAAGUAAUUAAAGAGUGGCCAUGUUUUACCAGCA
Messenger RNA from Drosophila elegans, 1613 nucleotides. It is a transcript of the gene p53, whose product is annotated as cellular tumor antigen p53. Gene Ontology annotation, cellular component: nucleus. Gene Ontology annotation, biological process: regulation of transcription by RNA polymerase II; apoptotic process. Gene Ontology annotation, molecular function: DNA-binding transcription factor activity, RNA polymerase II-specific; RNA polymerase II cis-regulatory region sequence-specific DNA binding. The transcript has 8 exons. The coding region runs from base 78 to 1301 and encodes 407 amino acids. The record is from RefSeq and is a predicted model, not a curated record. Lineage: Eukaryota; Metazoa; Arthropoda; Insecta; Diptera; Drosophilidae.